Molecule: messenger RNA, 390 nt
Organism: Saprolegnia diclina VS20
Lineage: Eukaryota; Oomycota; Saprolegniomycetes; Saprolegniales; Saprolegniaceae
Product: methionine-R-sulfoxide reductase
Exons: 1
Coding region: 1-390 (129 amino acids)
Biological process (GO): response to oxidative stress; protein repair
Molecular function (GO): peptide-methionine (R)-S-oxide reductase activity
Source: RefSeq, a predicted model, not a curated record
AUGACGAGCGUCAACCUGAGUGAAGGCGAGUGGCAAGUGAAGCUCUCGAAGGAGCAAUUCCGCAUCCUCCGCGAGAAGGGCACGGAAGCCAAGGGCACCGGCGAGUACAACAAGCACUACGAGUCGGGUGUCUACCACUGCGCGGGCUGCGACGCGCCCUUGUACAAGUCCGAGACCAAGUUUGACUCGGGCUGCGGCUGGCCCGCCUUCUUUGACGCGAUUCCUGGCGCGAUUUUGUCGCAGCCCGACGUCGACGGGCGACGCACCGAGAUCAUCUGCGCGGCCUGCGGCGGUCACAUGGGUCAUGUCUUCACGGGCGAAGGGUUCAAGACGCCGACGGACCAGCGUCACUGCGUCAACAGCGUCUCGGUGCGCUUCGCUGCGCCGUGA